This is a messenger RNA of Aphis gossypii (cotton aphid), 3486 nucleotides long. RefSeq lists its product as uncharacterized. The transcript is spliced from 3 exons. The record is from RefSeq and is a predicted model, not a curated record. The coding region runs from base 202 to 1461 and encodes 419 amino acids. NCBI's taxonomy places the organism in Eukaryota, Metazoa, Arthropoda, Insecta, Hemiptera, Aphididae. Gene Ontology annotation, cellular component: extracellular matrix.
UGGAAGUGAUUGGACGUUUAGUUUGAAUAAUUUAUUGUAUUAUUUUAAUUUAUAUUUUUUACACGUGUUUUUGAUUUGUGUAGAUCUAUAUCAGUUAAAACGUACGAUAACAAAUUAUUUUCUUUCCAUAAAAUGUUAUAAGGUUUUAAAAUUAUUUUUUACUGUUUUUUUUUCAAAAUACAUUCCGGAGACUUAAACGAUAUGAAAGACCCAAAGACGGCAUUGUUUGUUUUUGGGCUAUUCAUACAAAUAUGUUUAGCGGAAAACGUUAAAACUACUGAACAAGCCGAUGCAAGUGAUAAGAAGGUGUCAAAAAGAGAUUAUUAUGCACCAGAAUACAAUCAUGAUCAUUAUUCGUAUCCUGCUUACCGCUUCGAGUACGGCGUUCACGACCCGCAAACCGGCGACAUAAAGAAACAGUACGAAGAACGGGACGGGGACACGGUGCGCGGCUACUACAGCCUGGUGGAACCGGACGGUUCGAUCAGGUUGGUCGAGUACACGGCCGACGCGAAAAACGGAUUCCAGGCGACCGUCAGGAAGUUCGGUAGUUCACAUCACCCGAACACGGUGACCCAUCACCUCAACACGGCCAACGGUCACCACGACGGCGACGGCGGCUACGCGCCCAAUUACCACGGCGGUGAUCACGAUUACUAUCACAAUAAUGCGCAUCAGCCGUCGUUGCCGACCGUCCACGACGGUCAUCAGUACGAGCCGCCCGCCUACUCGAAUCACUACGAACCGCCGCCCGCUUACGACGGCGGCCACUUCGAACAGCCGGUGCACGGUUACGACGACAAUCACCAUCAGUACCUUCACCCUCAGCAACAGCAACCGCCGGUGCACGGUUACGACAAUCACCAUCAUCAGUACCAUCACCCACAGCAGUCGCAACUGCCGCCGUCCGUUUACAAUCACUACGAGGCGCCGCUGGUGCCGGCCAAUCACUUCCCGCACCCACCGCCGCCCGCCUCGGGUUACGAUCACUACGAACCACCGCUGCAGGUGGUGGUGCCGGCCGGCCACGGCGAUCAUCACUUCGAGUCGCCGGCGGCGCAUCCGGAACCGGCCGGCUUCGAACACGGUUCCGCGUUGCCGCCGCUGUUCGCCGCCGGACUGCCCACCGCCCAUGGCGACUACGGCAGCGCGUCACCGGAAGAAUACUAUCCCGCGCCCCUGCAGUUUCCGGCCACGUCCCACGAAACCCAAUUCGAGUGGCCCGCCAAGAGCGCCGGCGACCACGACGACGACGACGACGCCGCCGCCGCCGACCCACAUCAUCGCGGCCGUCUGCAAGACGAAUACCCGUUUCCGGCCGCCAAAGAACACGGUCGUCUGCCGGGCGCCGCGGCCAAAACUUCUUCCGGCGAACGGCCCGAGUACCUGAGGAAGUACUUCGAACCCAACUAUCGAGGUCCAGCCGCCGCCGUAAACAGCUUUUACGACGACGAAGAAUGAAUAAGUAAUGUAUUAACGUGUAAGUUUGCGUGUAGUAUAUAAUAUUAAUAUAAAUGAGCUCGCAGCCUAUGCCAUCGUACAUAUUAUACCCGUAACAAUAGAACAUCGAUGGUUAAACGCACACAUUUCGAUGUAUUGUGCACUCAUUAAUCACUCGUUUAUCAUGAACCCCAGUUAUAUUAUAAGAAUGUAAAAUUAAAAAUUGAAAAAAUUUCAAAAUAUAUAUUACAGUUUAAAGUUAAUUAAAAAAAAAAACUUCUUUUACGAAAACGAAUUACAGUGUAAUAGAAUAAAACUAAAAUUGCACUUAAUACCUACUACUGCAUGUGUGUGCGUUUAACAGUCGAAAUUAUAUAGUUAUCAUAGUUGUAAAUAAUAUAUAAAUUAUAUGUUUACGCUUAAUCGAGUGCCGAUCAUUCAUAAUUACUUCUCAUUUUAAUGUCUUUAAAAUAUCUCAUCGACACCGCUUUGAUUAGAUCGUUUAAUAAACCAUUGCAGGGAUAUUACAGGGAAGUACCUCUAAUAAGACAUAAACAAGUUAUUUUAAAACUUUAGAUGUAUCUACCAUACAUUAGUUUAUUUUUUACAACAUUUUUAAAAAUAAUUGCUCCUUGUAAAUUUUUAAAACAUUGUUAACAUCAAUUUAAUAAUAAAACUCCUUUUUAUUUAACGCAGUUUAAAGUUUUCACAUAUUUUCGGCGAUUCUUCUAAUCAAUACCAUAAAAGUAUAAAAGCAUAAUAGGUAUCUAUUCUAAGAUAUAACUUUAGUAGGUACAUCAUUUUCCACCAUAAAAAAAUAUAUAGGGCCAUAUAAGGGUUCAUGAUACACAAAUUUCACAAACGCUUUCGUUUAAUUAAUUUUAAAAAUUUGAAAAACAACAAAUCAACGACAAGUAAAACUUUAAUAUAUAUAUAUAUAUAUGUAUAUAUGUUUGACAUUGCAAUGAGAGGACACCCAUUUUGACAUAUAAACUAUCUACGGCAUAUAAUAUAAACUAUAUUACUAUAAUAAUAUUAAGUAAUUCAAUCAAGUCAUAUUUAAGUGAAUGGAAACCCGAGAACUAUUCCGGAGGAAGUCAUGAUUCGCUAUGAAGUUAAUUUUUAUUGAAAAUAAAAUACCUGUUAAUCCUAUGCUCUGAAGUCUGAAUCUCAUAUUCUAUGUAUGUGAGACGAAGAAAAUGAUCUAACAAUAAUGUAUAAUAUCAUCACUGAAAAACUAUAUACAAGCCAACAUAGAUUUUAACCUUAAACAUUUAUUUACGAGUAAUUGAAAAAAAAGUACAUUAUUUUAUUUUAUUGUUUAAUUUCACUCAACAUUAAUUUAAAUAAUUUAAACUAUAUUCACUCAUUAGAAACUGACACCAAUUCACCACUAAGUAAUUAUUAAAUGGUCAUAACUCAUAACAUAUAAAUAUACAAAAAUAUUUAAAAUGUUUUUCAAAUUUUCAUGGAAAAAAAAACUACGAUUGGCGAAAAAAGAUACCUAGGUAGUGAACAGAAGACAAGAAACCGCUAAAAACCUAGGUUGAUAUGCGUUUCAUUUCAAUAUUUUAUAAUUUGUGUUAAAAUUACAGUUAUUCUAUUAUUAAAAUGACAUCUAAAAGAUUCGAUGUAAUAAUUGAUUAUGAACAUUUUUUAAAAAUAUUAUAAAGGUAUUAUAUUUGAGUGCCAACUCUGAAUUUUCUAUCAACUAUAAAUGUGAGUACCUAUGCACAAAGAUAUAAUACAUUUAUUGCAAUAAGUCAUAAACUCAUAACAUAACUGACGUUUGUCAAUGUUAAAUAAACCAUUCACGUUUAAUGUUAUACUUUGUAUCAUAAUCUUAACGCAUUUAAAUUGUAAUUGUUUAUAAUGAGAAUGUUAUUUUUACACUUUUAUUAUUAAUUUAAGCAUAAUAUGAUCAUGUAGGUAUCAUACUACAAUAUUAGUUAGAUUAGAUGUUAUAAAAAGUCGACCGUAAUAUUAAUUGGUCUUGUCCUGUUGUAUUAUUAUUUUUUUAUUUUAAUCAUAUUAUAUUAUGUUUAA